GGCUGGCGUCACCAGGACAACGGGCGUCGCCGGCGCCGUGUGACUCCGGGCUGUGGGCGCGCUCGCGGCCAUGGUUUUCUCAAACAGUGAUGAUGGCCUUAUCAACAAAAAGUUGCCCAAGGAGCUCCUCUUAAGAAUAUUCUCCUUCUUGGAUAUAGUAACUCUUUGCCGAUGUGCACAGAUUUCCAAGGCAUGGAACAUCUUAGCCCUGGAUGGAAGCAACUGGCAGAGAAUAGAUCUUUUUAACUUUCAAACAGAUGUAGAGGGCCGAGUGGUGGAAAACAUCUCCAAGAGGUGUGGUGGCUUCCUUAGAAAACUCAGCUUGCGUGGCUGCAUCGGCGUUGGGGACUCUUCCUUGAAGACCUUUGCACAGAACUGCCGAAACAUUGAACAUUUAAACCUCAAUGGCUGCACAAAAAUCACUGACAGCACGUGUUACAGCCUUAGCAGAUUCUGUUCCAAGCUGAAACACCUGGAUCUCACGUCCUGCGUGUCUGUUACCAACAACUCCUUAAAGGGGAUCAGCGAUGGUUGCCGGAACCUGGAGUAUUUGAACCUGUCCUGGUGCGACCAGAUCACAAAGGAAGGCAUCGAGGCGCUAGUCCGGGGCUGCCGGGGCCUGAAAGCCCUGCUCCUGAGGGGUUGCACACAGUUAGAGGAUGAAGCUCUGAAACACAUUCAGAACCACUGCCACGAGCUCGUGAGCCUCAACCUGCAGUCCUGCUCGCGCAUCACUGACGAGGGCGUGGUGCAGCUCUGCAGGGGCUGCCGCCGGCUACAGGCUUUGUGCCUCUCGGGUUGUAGCAAUCUCACGGAUGCAUCUCUCACAGCCCUGGGCUUGAACUGCCCCAGAUUGCAAAUUUUGGAGGCUGCCCGAUGCUCCCAUUUGACUGAUGCAGGCUUUACACUCUUAGCACGGAAUUGCCAUGACCUGGAGAAGAUGGAUCUUGAAGAAUGUGUCCUGAUUACUGACAGCACCCUCAUCCAGCUCUCCAUUCACUGUCCCAAGCUGCAAGCCCUGAGCUUGUCCCACUGUGAGCUCAUCACAGAUGAAGGGAUCCUGCACCUUAGCAGCAGCACGUGUGGGCAUGAGAGACUGCGGGUCCUGGAGCUGGACAACUGCCUCCUUGUCACAGACACUGCACUGGAGCACCUGGAGAACUGCCGCGGCUUACAGCGCCUGGAGCUGUACGACUGCCAGCAGGUCACCCGCGCAGGCAUCAAGCGCAUGCGGGCUCAGCUUCCUCAUGUCAAAGUCCAUGCCUACUUUGCUCCAGUCACCCCUCCACCAGCAGUGGCAGGAAGCGGACAUCGACUGUGCAGAUGCUGUGUCAUACUCUGACAGCAGCUGCUUAGGCCAAGGGCCCCAUCUUCCAGGUUAGACCAGUCUCCUGACUGCGCCACCAUCAUCCAAUCUCAACACUCCAUUGGGAAAGCAUUACAGGUAAAAGACUUUGGCACAGAUCACAGUAACUGGUGAUACCACUCACCUUAACGUUGGCUGGGCUGCAAGCAAAUCAGUGUCAGUUACUAUGUGGCAAGAGCGGUGUGGUGCAGCCAAGACCACACAAGCAACCCAGAGCCCUUUAGAAGUGGGUAUCUGCCUGGGCACAUGAGCCUCACCGGCUUUGCCAGCAUCCUCCACAGACCUUCAGUGUUAGCAUAACCUGAACAGAGCAAAGAACCUGUGGUUUUCUACCUGGUCCUUAAGCCAGUGGCCUACUUUAAUUCAUAAUGAUUCCUACUGUUUGCAGGACUUUUCCCUUUGAAGACUAAAUUGCGCCUUUAUCAACGUGACUGUACCGCAAACUCAGAGUGGCUGGUGGUUUCAUGUGUAGACACAUGUGUGAAAGGCAUGCUAGCACAUUUCCAUAAGACACCAAAGAGAUGAGGACUUCUAAACUGGGUGGUAGAUUCACGUGUAGACACGUGUGUGAAAGGCAUGCUAACACAUUUCCAUAAGACACCAAAGAGAUGAGGACUUCUAAACUGGGUGGGGCAGGAUCUUCACCUUUCUGUUUGUGUCAACUUGUCGCAUCCAAUUCUAGAGACCCAAAAGUAAACAAAGCAACCUACUUUACGCUGUCCUAUUGGAAAUGAUAAGCCCUGCCAUGUGCUACAGCAUACAGUGAAUUUUUGUAAAGGGGAAAAAAAAGCCAAUCAUGUCCACACUUCUCAAAAAAAUUUCGGGGAACCUUGAAGAAAUACAGAAUUAAGGCUUAAGUUAUCUAUAAUAUAAUCAAGUAAAAUUAAUGAAUGGAUGCAUGUAGAACGGAUUUUUUUUUUUAAAUUGACUGAAUUUUUAGAGAUCAUACCAGAACUAAAUUAAAGCUUCCCACAUGAAAAACCAGUGUUGGCACCUUUUAAGCUCCUAUCAAGCCCUUACAGUGCUCCCUAGAAUUAGUCAGAGGCUUUACUGCUGUGAUGCUCAAGCUGGCAAAUCUGAGCAAAGCCCCUUUCCAAACACAGGCAUUUCUCUAUUGCCCAGACUAGGGUAGGAUGCCCAGACUUGUACUACGGCUGCUGGCUGCUGCGUGCUGUCAACACUUAGCACCAUCUUCAAUGUGACUUCAGGGGUUAAUGGUAGCUGAACCUUCCUAGCAAUCCCUCCCCAGCCAAAACUGCAAAAAUGCGCUGUUUCUGUGGACAGGGUUACAACAUCUGUACACGCUGCCUCAGCUGCAUUCUCAGAGGGAAAGCAAGCACACACAUACACCCUGGAAAUUCCUCAGACCCCUUGUAAGCAUUGGCUUACUGUGGGUUUGACCACCUCAGGAUAUGCUGCAGCACUCCCUGGUUUGAAGGCUGUAUGAAUAUCACAACAGCCAUUUAAGUAACUGUUAGGGGUGAGGGAAGUGUGAAGCGUGUACUAGACUUGCUCCAGUGAUUAACAGAAAUAAGUUCAUGAAACAUCAGAGAGACACAUCUUUCUGAGCUAGAGUGCAGCCUAUGAUAGAUGUAGGACUUGUGCUCAGUGACCACACCUUCACUCACAGACUGUCAGAAAGCCUGACUUGUCUUCUGUAAGGUGGGGUAGUUCCUGUAGCCCCACCUUGGUGGGAAGCAGCGGAAAGGGGGCGGGGCAGCCCGCAGGGUGGCCUGAGAUAGCAGCACAACUUGGCUUUCAAAUGAGUGACACGUUUACAAAACAGUCAGAAAACAUUUAUUACACUCAACUGUACAUCCUAGUAACCAAAGGAGCAAACUGCUGGUGCUGUGGGUUCUGUACAGUUUCACUGAGACAGACUAGCACUUUGUGCUGCUCAGCACAGUUUCAAGUCUGAGGAGCUUGUAAGUACUUUCACCCCACUUCUAAAACCUGAUCAGGAAUUCAAAAUAGCACACAGCAUUAAAUGACAUUUAUUGUUCCAUAAAUCAUGAGAUCCGAAAAAGAAAGCUAACAGACAGACAAGCAAAACUCUAAAAACAAUUCAGAGAUAAAUUCGCUUCUUUCCUAAAUAAGUGACUGGUACAGAAAGCAUGUGGUCACAAAAGCAAAGGGAAGGGCAGAUGGGAACGCUCCCCUCCUGAAGGGCUGCAGAGCCACAGCGCUGCCAAGCCCAAGAUGAAAACAUGGAGACAGUUUAGUUUGUGGCAAAUAAUUAACCCCCAUUAUGAAUAAAAUGCAAGACGUUAAA
Onychomys torridus (southern grasshopper mouse) is the source of this 3638-nucleotide messenger RNA. It is a transcript of the gene Fbxl2, whose product is annotated as F-box and leucine rich repeat protein 2. Bases 71 to 1342 code for a protein of 423 amino acids. Gene Ontology annotation, biological process: SCF-dependent proteasomal ubiquitin-dependent protein catabolic process. Gene Ontology annotation, molecular function: protein binding. Gene Ontology annotation, cellular component: SCF ubiquitin ligase complex. The record is from RefSeq and is a predicted model, not a curated record. Lineage: Eukaryota; Metazoa; Chordata; Mammalia; Rodentia; Cricetidae. The transcript is spliced from 15 exons.